UUUGCUGUUUUGCAAGAAGGAAAAAAAAAUGUAAAUAAACCAGGCUUGUGUUCUGAAGCUGCAGUUUUUCACUGAAGUAUAAUUUUUAAAAUUUUAAUUCCUUGUCUCCUUUUCACCUAACUUUACUUCUUCUAUCCAACUGAUAUAGGAGAUAGGGCAUGGCAAAGCCGGCUGGGGAAAUGAGCGGGACCUGUCAAUUACGAGAUCCCAGAGCAACGCCAGAACCCUGCAUGUAGACCUCGAGACCUCCUACGAGAUGUGGACGGCAUGGAAGAAGACCACCGGGCACCACAGCAAGCUCGCUAUUGCGACUUCCCACAGUAGCCCACGCUGCUUUUCUCAGGUGCAGUGUGUACUUUUAUUUUUGCUUUUCUGUUUUUCUUGUUCUGCCCGAGUCUGCUCCGCAGAGCUGGUCUCUCCCGUACCCCUUCAUCCCUCACUUUUUGGCACCGUUUUUGGCUUGUCUCAUCCAGUUCUUUGUUCGAGGCAAGAAGGACCUGGAAUACUUUAGAUUGGCGAGCCGUUUCUAAAGGAACUACCUGAUAACACUAUCUCAUUAUGAAGCACUUAGAACCAUUUCUUACAUAUAAUAAUUGCUAUUUUCUGGGUAUCCCAGCGCCUGGAAGAUAGGCGAUCUCAGCAAGUGUUUAUCAAAGAGCCUUCUUCCUGUUUGUUUCCAAGCUGUUUAACAACUCCGCUUAUAUCCUGUACUGGGGCCAAACAUAAGCAACCUUAAAAUGCACUAAGUAGCACGCCACGAAACAAACAAAAAUGAAGCUGAGAAGAUGAUCUCUAGUCCCACUAAAGGUGAAGACCUCACCAUGUAAUUGUGGUGAUUCAUUUUCAAAGCUCACCGAACAGGCAAAAUUGGAGCCAAGACUUGAAGGAUGCACAGAAGUAGAACCUCCCGGAGUUACAGGUGGAGGAAACUGUUGAAUUCUAGGCCCAUGACUGUGCUUGGUGUUUUAAGUAAGAAUGAGGAGUCCAAUAUGGCAACACUGAAUUUAAGCCCACGGAGGGACAUGGAAGAAGCAUGGAGGCCAUGUGGGAUGCUGUAGGCCAUGGUAAAGAUGUAGAGUUUUCUCGAGGGAGGUCAAAAGCUAUUACAGGAUUCUUCACAGAAGGGCAACAUGAUCUGUUUUAUAAUUUUAUAAGGUCACUAGUGGCAGCAGUGGGGGGAGCAGUGGUAGAAACAGGGUGAUUAAUUGGUUACUGUUGCUUGUGAAAGUGAAUUUCAGAGUCUUUAACAUCCAGAACUCGUACUGGUGCCACUAAGGAAGAGAGAGUAAGCUAGGAAUAUGAGUAGAAAGUAAACCUCCUCUUCACCUUUACCUCUCUCCCUCUCUUCCUAUCCUGAAAGGUUCUCAUGGUCCUCCUGCUGUCAGAAGUGAAUGGGUUAAGCUUUAGCUCAGCCACCCUUUUCCUAAUCUAGUUCUUCCUGUGGCUGCUUCCCACUGCCAAAAAGGAAGCAAUCUUAUCAGUCCUGCAGAGUGCUACUGCUGCCAUCACAUCCAGUGGUUAAAGUGCCCUAAAAUUCUGUGCAAAACAUUUGGGACUUUUGACUAAAUCCUAGAAAGUUUUUUCUCCUGGGAGCUAAAGAUAUUUUAGAGAAGAGUUAAUCUUUCACUUCUCUAAUUAAACAUUUUCUAGCAAGAAGAGCCAUGCAGAUAGAGCUCUCUAUCUGCUUCUUUCUGUGCCUUUUGCCAUUCAGCUUUAGUGCCACUAGAAGAUACUAUCUGGGUGCCAUGGAACUGCCCUGGGACUAUCUGCAAAGUGACCUGCUCAGUGAGCUGCACGUGCACACAAGUUUUCCUCCUGAAAUGCCAAGAUCUUUUCCAUUCAACUCCUCAGUCGUGUACAAAAAGACUGUAUUUGUAGAGUUCACAGAUCACCUUUUCAACAUGGCCAAGCCCAGGCCACCCUGGAUGGGUCUGCUGGGUCCCACCAUCUGGGCUGAGGUUUAUGACACAGUGGUCAUUACACUUAAGAACAUGGCUUCUCAUCCUGUCAGUCUUCAUGCUGUUGGUGUAUCUUACUGGAAAGCAUCUGAGGGAGCUGAAUAUGAUGAUCAGACCAGCCAAAGGGAGAAAGAAGAUGAUAAAGUCUUUCCUGGUGAAAGCCAUACUUAUGUUUGGCAGGUCUCAACAGAGAAUGGUCCAAUGACUUCUGACCCACAAUGUCUCACCUACUCAUAUUUUUCUCAUGUGGAUCUGGUGAAAGACCUGAAUUCAGGACUCAUUGGAGCUCUGCUGGUAUGUAAAGAAGGGAGUCUGACCAAAGAAAGGACACAGAACUUGAACCAAUUUGUACUACUUUUUGCUGUAUUUGAUGAAGGAAAGAGUUGGCACUCAGAAACAAAGGGCCUUAGGACCCAGGCUUCAGAUUCUGCAUCUGCCGGGGGUUGGCCUAAAAUGCACACAGUCAAUGGCUAUGUAAACAGGUCUCUGCCAGGUCUGAUUGGGUGCCACAGGAAAUCUGUCUACUGGCAUGUGAUUGGAAUGGGCACCACCCCCGAAGUACACUCAAUAUUCUUUGAAGGUCACACAUUUCUUGUGAGGAACCAUCGCCAGGCCUCCUUGGAGAUAUCACCAAUAACUUUUCUUACUGCUCAGACACUGCUGAUGGACCUUGGACAAUUUCUACUGUAUUGUCAUAUAUCUUCCCAUCAACAUGAUGGCAUGGAAGCUUAUGUGAAAGUAGACAGCUGCCCAGAAGAACCCCAUCUGAGGAUGAAAGAGGAUGAAGAAGAGGAAGAUUAUGAUGAUGAUGAUGAUGAUCUUGAUUCUGAAAUGGAUGUAUUUAGGUUUGAUGAUGACUACUCUCCUUUUAUCCAAAUUCGCUCAGCUGCCAAGAAGCACCCUAAAACAUGGAUACAUUAUAUUGCUGCUGAGGAGGAGGACUGGGACUAUGCUCCUUCAGUCCACGCCUCCGAUGACAGAAGUUAUAAAAGUCAAUAUUUGAAUAAUGGUCCUCAGCAAAUUGGUAGGAAGUAUAAAAAAAUCCGAUUUAUGGCAUACACAGAUGAAACCUUUAAGACCCGGGAAACUAUUCAGUAUGAAUCAGGAAUCUUGGGACCUCUACUUUAUGGUGAAGUUGGAGACACACUAUUGAUUAUAUUUAAGAAUAAAGCAAGCCGACCAUAUAACAUCUACCCUCAUGGAAUAAGUGAUGUCAGUCCUUUGCACUCAAGGAGACUGCCAAAAGGUAUAAAACAUUUGAAGGAUUUGCCAAUUCUGCCAGGCAAAAUAUUCAAGUAUAAAUGGACAGUGACUAUAGAAGAUGGACCAACUAAAUCAGAUCCUCGGUGCUUAACCAGAUAUUAUUCCAGUUUCCUUAAUCCGGAGAGAGAUCUAGCUUCAGGACUCAUUGGGCCUCUCCUCAUCUGUUACAAAGAAUCUGUAGAUCAAAGAGGAAACCAGAUGAUGUCAGACAAGAGAAAUGUCAUCCUAUUUUCUGUAUUUGAUGAGAACCGAAGCUGGUACCUCACAGAAAAUAUGCAGCGCUUCCUCCCGAAUGUAGCUGGAGUCCAGGCCCAGGAUCCAGAGUUCCAAGCCUCCAACAUAAAGUACAGCAUCAAUGGUUAUGUUUUUGAUAGCUUGCAGUUGUCUGCUUGUUUGCAUGAGGUGGCAUACUGGUACAUUCUAAGUGUUGGAGCCCAGACUGACUUCUUAUCUGUCUUCUUCUCCGGAUAUACCUUCAAGCACAAAAUGGUCUACGAAGACACACUUACUCUAUUCCCAUUCUCAGGGGAAACUGUCUUCAUGGCAAUGGAAAACCCAGGUCUAUGGGUUCUGGGAUGCCACAACUCAGACUUUCGGAGUAGAGGUAUGACAGCCUUACUGAAGGUUUCUAGCUGUGGCAGGAGCACUGGUGAUUAUUAUGAGGACACAUAUGAAGAUAUUCCAACAUACUUGCUGAGUGAAAACCAUAUCAUUGAACCCAGAAGUUUCUCCCAGAAUUCAAGGCACCCUACUACCAGGCAAAAGCAAUUCAAAGCCACCACAACUGCAGAAAAUGACAAAGAGAAGACUGAUCCUCAGUUUGGGGAGAGAACAGGGAUGGUUAAAGUACACAAUGUCUUCUCCAGUGAUUUGUCCAUGCUCUUGGGACAGAGUCCAACUCCACAUGGGUUAUCCUUAUCUGAUAUCCCAAAAGCCACAUAUGAAGCUCUUCCCGAUGAUUAUUUACCUGGAGCAAUAGACAAUAAUGAAGGUCCAUCUAAAGUGGUACACAUCAGGCCAGAGCUCUAUCAGAGUGGAGAUACUGGAUUUACUCCUGAACCGAGCCUCCAAUUAAGAGUGAAUGAGAAUUUGGGGACAACUAUAGCAGUAGAGUUGAAAAAACUUGAUUUAGAAGUUUCUAGUUCACCAAAUAAUUUAAUGGUUUCACCAGCAAUUCUAGCAGACAACUUGGCAGCAGGUCCUGAAGAGACAAGUUCCUUAGGAUCCCCAAAUAUGCCAGUUAGUAGUCAAUUAAGCACCAGUGUACUUGACAAAAAGCCGUCUCCCCUUAUUGGGGCUGGUGUACAUCUGAGCUUGAGUGAAAGAAAUAAUGAAUCUAAGUUGUUAGAAGGAGUGUUAGUGAAUAUUCAAGAAAGUUCACUGGGAAAAAAUAUAUUAUCAAUGGAGAGUGAUAUGUCACUGAAAGAGAAGACAGCUCAUGGACCUGCUUUGUUGACCAAAGAUAAUGUUUUAUUCAAAGUUAAUAUCUCUUUGAUAAAGACAAACAAAACAUCUAAUUAUUCGACAACUAAUCAAAAAACUCACAUUGAUAGACCAACAUUAUUAAUUGAGAAUAGUACAUCAGUCUGGCAAGGUACUAUAUUAGAAAGAGAUACUGAGUUUCAAAGAGUGACCUCUUUGAUUCAUGAUGAAGUGCCUAUGGACAAAAAUACUACAGCUCUAAGGCUAAAUCAUAUGUCAAAUAAAACUACUUCAUCAAAAAAUUUGGAAAUAGUUGAUCAAAAACAAGCAGAUCUUGUGCCAUCAGAUGAAGAAAAUCCAGAUGUGUUAUUUUUCAAGAUGCUAUUCUUGCCAGAGCCAGCAAAUUGGAAUAACGGGACCAAUGGAAAGAAUUCCCUGAACUCUGGGCAAGGGCCUAGUCCAAAGCAAUUAUUAUCCUUAGGAUCGGAAUUGUCUGGAGAACACCAGAAUUUCUUGACAGAAGAGAAUAAAGUGGUGGUAGAAAAUGAAUUUACAAAGGACGCAGGACCCAAAGAGCUUAUUCCAAAUAACAAGAGCAUAUUGCUUACUAACUUGGCUAAUGUAAAAGACAAUGAUACACACAAUCAAGAAAAAACAAUUCAGGAAGAGAUAAACCAGAAGAAAGAAUUAACCCAAGAGAAUGUAGUUUUGCCUCAGGUGUAUACAGUGACUGGCACUAAGAAUUUCCUGAAGAAACUUUUCUUACUGAGCACUAGACAAAACAUAAGUUUAGAUGAGGGAACAUAUGCACCAACACUUCCAGACACCAAAUUAUUAAACAAUUCAACAAAUAGGGCAAAGAUUCACAAGCCUCGUUUCUCACAAAGACAGGAAGAAGAGGAAACAAACCAAGACAGCUCUAGAAAUCAAACCAAGCAAAUGGUUGACAAAUAUCUGAGUACCGCGGGGAUGUUUCCUAAUCCAAGCCAGAAGAAUAUUACUGCCCAACGUGGUAAGCGUUCUUUGAAACAAUUCAGAUUCCCACUAGAAGAAACGGAGGUUGAAAAGGGACUAAUUGUAGAUGACCCCUCAACACAAAGGUCCAAAAACUUGAAAUAUUUGCCCCAAAUAGAUUACAAAGAGAAAGAAGGAAAGGCCAUUACUCAGUCUCCUUUAUCAAUAUCUCCUAUGAGGAAUCAUAGCAUCGAUCAGAUAAAGAGCUUUGCAUUACCCAUUGCAAAGAUAUCAGCACCUCCAUUCAUUAGACCUACAGAUCUGACACAGAUAUCAUCUCAAGACAGCUCUUCUCAUUUUCUAGCAUCAACCUGUAAUUAUAGUCUUAAGGCAAAAAGUCCAAUGGCCCAAGAAGACAGUCAUUUCUUACAAGUACCCAAAAUAAAUAACCUUUCUUUAGCCAUCCUACCCUUGGAGAUAAUCAGAAAACAAGGAAAGGUUGGCUCCUUGGGGACAAGUGCCACAAACUCAGUUGCGUACAAGAAACUGGAGAACACUGUUCUCUUGAAACCAGUCUUGCCGGAAACAUUUGGCAAAGUUGAAUUGCUUCCUAAAGUUCCCAUUCGUCAAGAAGACCUUUUACUUACAGAAACAAUCCAUGAGUCUCCUGUUCACCUGGAUCACACAGAAGAGAUUCUUCUUCAGACAACAACAAAAACUAUAAAAUGGAGUAAGACAAAUGGACCUGGAAAAGCGCCCUUCCUGAAAGGCACAACAGAAAGCUCUGAAAAGAUGAACUCCAAGCUGCUGGGUCCUCUUGUUUUAGGGAAUCAGUAUGCUACCCAGAUGCCAAAAGAUAAGUGGAGAUCCCAAGAGAAGUCACCAAAAAAUACAGUUUUGAAGAAAAAGGACUCUGUUUUGUCUCUGAUCCCUAGUGAAAGCAAUUGCACAAUAGUAGCAAUAAGCGAUGGGCAGAAUAGGCUCCAAGGAGAAGCCACUGGGGGAAAGCAAGGAGGGACUGGAAAAUUGUGCCCUCCAAACCCACUUGUCUUGAAGCGUCAUCAAAGGGAAACAACCUCUAUUACUCUUCAGUCGGAACAAGAAGACGUUUACUAUGAUGAUGCCAUCUCAGGUGAAACCAAGAGAGAUUUUGAGAUUUAUGGCGAAGAUGAAAAUCAAGGUCCCCGCAGCUUUCAAAAGAGAACACGACACUAUUUUAUUGCAGCAGUGGAGCGGCUCUGGGACUAUGGGAUGAGUAGGAUACCCAGUGUCCUAAGAAACAGGACCCUGGGUGAGCAGGACUGCCUGAAGACCGUGGUGAAGCAGCCUUGGGAAUGGAUAGCAGGGCUGCUUCAGGGUCCUCAGUUGAGACCGUGGUCAGCAGGUCUGGUGGAUGGACUUAUUUCUGGAGUCAUGGACUGGCCUGGCCCCCAGGAGUUCCCUGGGCAGGCAAACUCCCCACAGACCAUAGAGGUCUUCUUUGGCAAUGUGGAUUCAUCUGGAAUAAAGCACAAUAUUUUUAAUCCUCCAAUUGUUGCACAGUACAUCCGUUUGCACCCAACUCAUUAUAACAUUCGCAGCACUCUUCGCAUGGAGUUGAUGGGCUGUGACUUAAACAGUUGCAGCAUACCGCUGGGAAUGGAGAGUAAAUUAAUAUCAGAUGCACAGAUUACCGCAUCAUCCUACUUCACCAAUAAGUUUUCCACCUGGUCUCCUUCACAAGCCCGUCUUCACCUCCAGGGGAGGACUAAUGCCUGGAGACCUCAGGUGAAUAACCCAAGAGAAUGGCUGCAAGUGGACUUCCAGAAGACAAUGAAAGUCACCGGAAUCAUCACCCAGGGAGUGAAAUCCCUCCUGACCCGCAUGUUUGUAAAGGAGUUCCUCAUCUCCAGCAGUCAAGAUGGCCAUCACUGGACUCUCUUAUUACAAAAUGGCAAAAUAAAGGUUUUCCAGGGAAAUCAAGACUCCUUCACACCUGUGGUCAACUCUCUAGACUCACCGCUAAUAACUCGCUACCUUAGAAUUCACCCCCAGAGCUGGGCACACCAGAUCGCCCUAAGGCUGGAAGUACUGGGCUGUGAGGCCCAGCAGCUCUACUGAGGGGCGCCUCGCCUUCCUCUUCAACUCCAGGACAUUCCCUGACUCAAGACCAUGAUUCCUCUCGGGCUUCUAUAGCACUACCCUGAAGCCUCCCAAAUUGUUAGCCUUGUAUCUCCUGAAAAGUUAGCACUCACAAAGCCACCACUUCAUCUGUUGUAGAAAAAUGGUAUGUUGAAAGUUCCCAGAAGAUAUUCAUGAUGUAAGCAUUUCAGAGUAAGCUUCAUACAUUUAAAAUAAGAUUCUGACUUGUUUAUUAUCCUGGUCAAGCAUGGAACAAAACAUGUUUUGGGAUCAUAUCAACACACUCUUGAUAUCAAAAGGCAAGUCAUUUUCACAAUCUGCAAAAUGGAGAGAUAAUAUAAGAGCUACUAUGUUGAAGUCUAUUUGAUUAAAUUUAAUAUCAGAAGGAUAUAUACAUAAAGCCAUUUUGUCUUAAUUUUUUUUUGCUGUUUCUUUCUUUUUUUUUUUUUUUUUUGGUACCGGGGAUCGAACUCGGGACCUUGCGCUUGAGAGGCAGGCGCUGGAACCACUGAGCUAAAUCCCCAGCCCCUAUUUUUUUUGAAUUUUUAAAAAAUGUUGUGUUUUUCAGUUACCUUUUUGGGUUUUGCCUUAAUUCUAAUCAACAAAAAUAGGUUAAGAAAGUAGAAUUAUUGGGAACCCUGAGGUAGAAUGUAAAUUAAUGGAAAUAAUAGAGUCCUAAAAAACAUAUUUUCAGUAUUUCUAUGGAAAAAUAAGGGAAAUCCCUGGCUGUCUAGGAUAGAAGAUAUAAACUUUGUAAUUCCAGUAGUGCACUCUCCCCCCUCCCUCUCUCUCUCUCUCUCUCUCUCUCUCCCCCAAAUAACAUGACAACAAUGUAAUGGAAAAUUUUAUAUCAUGACUAAAAAGCACUUACAGAGUUCAAAUUUUAACCACUCUUCUGUAGAACUUAAUGAUUUUAUUUUGACAUUUCCCCCAUUGACUAUAUAUCUCUAUUUCUGUAAUGCCCUGGAAAUCAGUUAUUUUGCUUUCCUGCUAGUUUCUUUAGUAAUGAGUUAAAUAAAACACUGACAUGUACAAA
Molecule: messenger RNA, 8754 nt
Organism: Heterocephalus glaber (naked mole-rat)
Lineage: Eukaryota; Metazoa; Chordata; Mammalia; Rodentia; Bathyergidae
Source: RefSeq, a predicted model, not a curated record